Bufo bufo (common toad) is the source of this 731-nucleotide messenger RNA. RefSeq names its product succinate dehydrogenase complex assembly factor 2 (gene SDHAF2). The transcript is spliced from 4 exons. Bases 16 to 552 code for a protein of 178 amino acids. Gene Ontology annotation, cellular component: mitochondrion. The record is from RefSeq and is a predicted model, not a curated record. Gene Ontology annotation, biological process: protein-FAD linkage; mitochondrial respiratory chain complex II assembly; tricarboxylic acid cycle. NCBI's taxonomy places the organism in Eukaryota, Metazoa, Chordata, Amphibia, Anura, Bufonidae.
UCCGGCCUGCGGGGGAUGGUGGGGUUCCUGUUCUCAUCCACUUCCGGGGCUCGGGGUCAUCCGGUGACGUCACAGAAGCGCUUGUACAGGAUGCUGGCUGUAGGGGUCAGAGCCAGGAGCGCACUUCUCUCAUCUGUGUUUAUUCGCCAUGCACCACGGUGGAUGACAACUGCUGACACAGGGGGGGAUGCGGCAGAGAUCCAAUUGCCUGUGUGGAAGGAGCGCAAAAACGAAAAAACAGAAGUAAAGAGAGCGCGACUGUUGUAUGAGAGCCGGAAGAGAGGCAUGCUGGAGAACUGCCUGCUGCUCAGCCUGUUUGCCAAAAAAUAUCUCAACACCAUGACAGAGGCGCAGAUGUCACAGUACGACCGCCUUAUCAACGAGCCUAGCAACGACUGGGAUAUCUACUACUGGAUCACAGGGGCCCAGGAACCGCCAGAGGAGUUCAACAGCGAGAUCAUGGAUUUGCUAAAGGAAUUUGCCAAGAACCGAGAUAAGGAGCAACGUCUGAGGCAGCCAGACCUGGAGUACUUAUUUAAGGAGGCGCAGUAACUCACCCAAAGGAUUCUCGCUGCUGAUGGUGAUUACCCCAGUCGUCAUCAGCUUGUACCCCAAUCCUGCGCAGGCGGACAUGAAAGAAGACAAUAGAGUCAAAUCUAUAAUAUUAAUAAAGGAAAGUGUGAAUGGUGCCGAUUGAUAUUACUAUUUUAAAAAAAUAACUUGAAAAAUGA